This is a messenger RNA of Aspergillus affinis, 5265 nucleotides long. RefSeq lists its product as uncharacterized. Gene Ontology annotation, molecular function: ATP binding; hydrolase activity, acting on acid anhydrides; ATP-dependent chromatin remodeler activity. Gene Ontology annotation, biological process: phosphatidylinositol biosynthetic process; positive regulation of kinase activity. Gene Ontology annotation, cellular component: PAS complex; endosome membrane; fungal-type vacuole membrane. The transcript has 14 exons. Bases 1 to 5265 code for a protein of 1754 amino acids. NCBI's taxonomy places the organism in Eukaryota, Fungi, Ascomycota, Eurotiomycetes, Eurotiales, Aspergillaceae. The record is from RefSeq and is a predicted model, not a curated record.
AUGGAGCAUCAACGCACCACGGUUGCUCUGCCGGAAGAAUAUCUUGCCGCGUAUCGACCGCGCCCGGCUGGUGGCGAUACCACGCCCGCGUCCAAGUAUCCGCAAAGUAAUACGCCCGUAUCUCUCGACCGUCUCGCGAAACCCUUCAAAUGCCCCGGAACUGCGACACCAACAAGAGCAUCAGAGAAGCCCUCGAGAAAGCGACGCAAAGUGAAUUAUGCCGGCGCGGAUGGAAGUGCCCAGGAUGACAGCACGAAGCCGUACACCAACGAGGAUCGAUUGGCCCUUGCCACCAGAGACGUGAACAAGUUUCCUGUCUUCAAGGCGAAAGACAAAGACACGGUGUUCAGGCAAAAUUUCAAAAUACCAUUGAUCAACAAAUCGGCGGACAACUAUGAUGCCUCCAGACCGGCACCCACGUUGGGGAUGAGACAAGGCGCAACAUUUGUUGUGAAGCCUCUACAUGAUCCCAGUGGCGAAUUUGCGAUAGUGCUGUACGACCCGACCAUUGACGAUAUCGACCAAAACGCCGAACCGAAUAAAGCGGAAGAAACGCAACCCGAAGACACAAAACAGAAGUUGGAUGAACCAUUGGUACACAAGAGUUUGGCAGAUAUUCUUGGGCUGAAAAAGGAUGUAGAGGAGCGCCCAAAAGUCCCGGUCGUCAUUGAUCCAAGACUGGCCAAAGUCUUACGGCCCCAUCAAAUCGAAGGCGUUAAGUUUCUUUAUCGUUGCACAACUGGAAUGGUCGACCCGAAUGCACAUGGCUGUAUCAUGGCCGACGGAAUGGGAUUGGGAAAGACGCUUCAAUGUAUUUCAUUGAUGUGGACACUACUCAAACAAUCCCCAGAAGCAGGGAAGACCCUCAUUCAGAAAUGCAUCAUUGCCUGCCCGUCCAGUCUGGUAGGGAACUGGGCCAAUGAAUUAGGGAAAUGGUUGGGCAAAGAUGCCACCACACCCUUCGCCAUUGACGGUAAGGCGUCAAAGGCAGAGCUUAUCACACAGAUCAAGCAAUGGGCCAUUGCUUCAGGCCGAUCAGUCGUAAGGCCAGUCCUCAUAGUGUCGUACGAAACACUCCGGUUGUACGUCGACACCUUGAGAGAUACUCCAAUCGGACUGCUCCUGUGCGACGAAGGGCAUCGACUCAAAAACAAGGACAGUCUGACGUGGACUGCUCUCAAUAGCUUGAACGUGCAGCGUCGUGUGAUUCUGUCCGGAACUCCAAUCCAGAAUGACCUUUCAGAAUACUUUGCACUACUGAAUUUCGCCAAUCCCGACUUGCUAGGGUCACAAAAUGAGUUCCGGAAAAAGUUUGAACUACCCAUCCUCAAAGGGAGAGAUGCGGCAGGGACAGAAGAGGACCGCAAAAAGGGCGACGAGCGACUGGUCGAGCUUUCUGGCAUCGUCAAUAAGUUCAUUAUUCGCCGGACAAAUGACAUCUUGUCGAAAUACUUGCCCGUCAAGUACGAGCAUGUCGUUUUCUGCAGUCUAUCACAGUUUCAACGUGAUCUUUACAACCACUUUAUCCAGAGCCCAGAGAUUAGAAGCUUGCUCAGGGGUAAAGGAAGUCAACCUUUGAAAGCAAUUGGGCUUUUGAAAAAGCUUUGCAAUCACCCAGACCUGCUCAACCUUUCCAACGAUCUUCCAGGCUGCGAGUUUGCCUUCCCUGACGACUACGUUCCACCAGAAGGGCGAGGGCGUGACCGGGAUAUCAAGUCUUGGUAUUCAGGAAAGAUGAUGGUUUUGGACAGAAUGCUUGCAAGGAUUCGUCAGGAUACUAACGAUAAGAUCGUCCUUAUUAGCAACUACACGCAAACACUCGAUCUCUUUGAGAAGCUGUGCAGAUCAAGAGGUUACGGCUCUCUGAGACUGGACGGUACGAUGAACGUGAACAAACGACAGAAAUUAGUCGACAAAUUCAACAACCCAGAUGGAGAUGAGUUUGUUUUCUUGCUCAGCAGUAAGGCUGGAGGGUGCGGUUUGAACCUGAUCGGCGCAAAUCGCCUCGUGCUAUUCGACCCAGACUGGAACCCAGCUGCUGAUCAGCAGGCUUUGGCACGAGUUUGGCGAGAUGGUCAAAAGAAAGACUGCUUUGUUUACCGAUUUAUUGCGACCGGGUCGAUCGAGGAGAAGAUCUUCCAGCGUCAAUCGCAUAAACAGUCUCUCUCCUCAUGUGUUGUGGAUUCGGCUGAAGAUGUCGAGCGGCACUUUUCUAUCGAAUCGCUUCGUGAACUCUUCCAGUUCAAACCAGAGACUCGCAGCGACACGCACGAUACUUUCAAAUGCAAGCGCUGCAAGCCGGAUGGAUCGCAGUUCAUAAAGGCACCCGCCAUGCUCUACGGCGAUACUAGUUCUUGGAACCAUUUUGUGAAUGACGGCGAGAAGGGGCAUUUCAGCAAGAUUCAAGAUUUACUGAUGCGACAGGAGUCCGGGGAGCAUGAUGUGUCCGCGGUAUUCCAGCUCGAAAAAGUCGUCCGCGAUGCCGUCUUCAGGGGCGAACACGAGGAGAUUCAGAAAAUCGUCGAUCAGCUUUGCCAUGACUACGCCUACGCCGUACAUCAACCGCAUGCGAGAAACGGUGGUCUGAUCGGGCUGGCCGCCGCCUCCAUUGCACUCGGAUCUGUGAGUUCAACAACCGUCGAUAAUAAUGAUCGCCCAUCGGGCCCGGGACUGAGAAAAGAACACCAGGAGGGAGUUGCGCCGUAUCUGAAGGAGAUCGUACCCCCGGUCCUGGCAUGUUUUUCCGAUCAAGAUGCCCGCGUCCGAUAUUACGCUUGUGAGAGCAUGUACAACAUCGCCAAGGUUGCGAAAGGGGAAGUCCUGUUGUUCUUUAAUGAGAUAUUCGAUGCGCUCUGUAAACUAGCGUCCGAUUCCGAACUAUCCGUCAAAAAUGGCGCAGAGCUUCUUGACAGACUGGUCAAAGAUAUUGUGUCGGAGUCUGCGGCCUCCUACGUAUCGAUCUUGCAGCUUUCUGAGAAGCAUAACUUUGACUCUGAAAGCGUGGAGGAAGUAGACCUGCCAACCGCCUUUUCCCUUGCGAAAUUCAUUCCUCUCCUGAAAGAGCGAAUCUUCGUGAUCAGCGCCUUCACUCGCAUGUUUCUGGUGUCCUGGCUGACACUGUUGGAUACGAUUCCGGAUUUGGAACUCGUUUCUUAUCUGCCAGAAUUUCUAGGCGGAUUAAUCAAAUUCCUUGGUGACACCAACAGAGAUGUGAAUGUCGCCACCCAAGCCCUUCUCGACAGGUUUCUUUCGGAGAUCAAGAGGAUUGCACGACUCAAAAAAGGGCUCGAAGAGAGCCGAAAAGGACAAGGAAGCGACAUUAGACAGUCGGCUACGAGCGACAGCGCCAGCACAACCACUACGACGACACAGGCCGUCGCUGGUGAAACGGAGAGCAAUGAGAAUGCUGUGGAAGAUUCCGAGUUGGAUUCUGAUAUUGAUGACGAGGGGUUGCAGGUUGAUGGCGACUGGAUUCCCGGGCAAGAUGUCCAGAUUGAUCAUGCGAGGAUAUUGGAGAUUCUCGUGGGUUUCGUCAACACCUCUUUCGAUGAGGAGAUGCAAUUGACCGCACUACGCUGGAUCGAUAGCUUUUUCGAAAUCAGCCCCGAAGAUAUACUGCCUUUUGUGCCACGUCUUCUGACCCAGGUACUUCCAGCAAUGUCCAGCGGCUCAGAUCAGGUGCGGCAGGCCGCAAACAGGGUGAAUACAUCUUUGCUCGAAUACAUUGUCACUUUGUCGGAAGACACAUCAGACGAAACCCAGCAGUCCAGCUCGAAAGCGCUGCCCACGAGUAAGGAAUUUGUCGAGAGGAGGGCCUCCACGCCUAGCAGUAAGCUUACCGACGCAUCAACAGCCGACUCCAGGAAACAGCCUAUACAACCAGAAUCUUCGACCGAGCAAACACCACGAAGUAGUAUCGUGUCCACCCCGGCACCAGUGCCGCCAGCAGAUCUUGAUUACGCCGCGGCCGUCAAUUCACUCACCCUUCAGUUCCUCAAUGAAAACGAGGCCACUAGAGUCGCUGCACUGUCUUGGCUGAUUAUGCUACAUCGUAAGGCUCCGAAGAAGGUGGUGGCAUUCAACGAUGGGACAUUUCCCGCAUUGCUCAAGACACUGUCGGAUCCGGCCGAGGCAGUUGUCACGAAGGAUCUUCAGCUCCUCUCGCAGAUCUCAAGGAAUAGCGAUGACAGCUAUUUCAAAUCGUUCAUGGUCAAUCUGCUUCAGUUAUUCUCUACGGAUCGAGGCUUGCUCGAAGUUCGAGGCAAUCUUAUCAUCCGGCAACUUUGCAUGAAUCUGAGCCCCGAGCGUAUCUAUCGAACCCUAGCAGACUGUCUCGAGAAAGAAGAGGACAUUGAGUUUGCUAGUAUCAUGGUUCAAAAUCUGAACAACAACCUGAUUACUGCACCCGAGCUUUCAGAUCUUCGCAAACGGCUGAGGAAUUUGGAUUCAAGAGUAGAGGGUCAAAUGUUCUUUGUGGCUCUGUUCAGGUCUUGGUGUCACAAUGCCGUUUCCACCUUUUCUCUGUGCCUUCUAGCUCAAGCAUAUGAACAGGCCUACAAUCUUCUUCAAGUUUUCGCUGAACUCGAAAUGACCGUCAACAUGUUAAUUCAAAUCGACAAGCUAGUGCAACUACUCGAAUCCCCCGUUUUUACCUACCUUCGGCUCCAACUCCUCGAGCCAGAGAAAUACCCCCACCUAUACAAAUGUCUCUACGGAGUCCUCAUGCUCCUCCCCCAAAGCUCCGCCUUUGCAGCGUUAAAAAACCGCCUCAACAGCGUCAGCAACAUCGGUCUUCUUCACACCGGUCCUCGACUAACAAGCAUGUCCUCCUCAUCCACCACCUCAUCCUCCAACACCCCCUCCUACGAACGCCCCACAGGGCGCCUCAAGCGCGAAGACUCCUCCAUCCGCUGGGUCGAACUUCUCGACAAGUUCAAAUCCGUGCAAGAAAAAGCCCGCCGCUCGCAACAACGCGCCUCAUCCCAACGUCCCUACGACCUAGACGGUCCCUCCGGCUUCCAGAACCCGUCCCUCUCGAAUGAUCCCGCCCAGCGCCAUACCAGGGACAGGUCACUCCCUGAUACGCCCCGUGGAGGACCCGCCGAGGGCCGUGGGAAUUCGAACAUGAGCGGCGCUGGUGGUGCUGGUGGAGGAGGAACAGAAACUGCGCAGAGAGGAUCGCUUUUGGGGGGUUCGCAUCGGCAUAAAUCUAGUUUGCCGAAUUUGGGGAGAUUGGGGAUUGGGGGGAAGAAGUUUAAGAGGUGA